CAUCCAACUAUUAUCGAUUAAACAAUAUAACGAUUUGUGCAGCUCCAAUCUACAAAUACGAAUAAUACUUUAUUUUAAAAGUGAAUGUAAACUUCAAAGUUAGAAUUCAUACAGUAUUGGGAUUUUAUGUUUGUUCAGCAUAAAAAUAAUUAACAUAGUUCUUAUAGACUGAAUAAUUAUGUUUGGUUGAAUCAAAACUUGAAUACUAGUGGUCCUAUUGACAGGAUCUGAAUUCAACGUUAUUCAGGAUUAGAGGAGACGUCACGUUACACCAUGAGUCAACCCAACAGUUUUUUUAUGCGAAGAGGCGAUUACCUCAACGAUAGAGAAAGUAACAGAAAUUAUGAUUCACAAUUUCACAACCACAGGCAAAAUAGCUAUCAAAAUGAAUAUCAAGACGCAUCAUCAUCAAAUGCGGGAAGAAACUCAGAUAGAACUUAUACAGCAGAAGAUAGAGGUUAUAAGAGUUCUCUUAAAAUGAAUGAAAAUCGCUUUAAUAACAGUAGAGAUGGUCCUUAUCGAAGUACUGAUAGGAGUUAUCAAGUUCCAUAUCACAGGAAGUAUCCUCCUUCAAGAAAUGAUUUCAAUUCAGAGUAUCAGCCAAAAUAUCAACAGUAUUCACCCAAAAAUCAAUUUCGCUCAGAUUCUCAACCAGAAACUCCACCUCGUUCCUCUACAAAUCAAUUCUGCCCAGAUAAUCCACCCCAUUCAUCAAGAAAUCAAUUUCAACCAGACUUUACUGCAUACAGUUCAUCAAAUCCCUCAAAGAAUCUAAGUCGCCCAGAGUUUCCAACAGAAUGUCAACCUUAUCCUCCAAGUAAUCAAUAUCGCCAACAGUUCCCAACAGAAAGUUCAUCAAAUCUUCCAAGUGAUAGAUAUCGCCAACAGUUGCCAACAGAAAGUUCAUCAAAUCUUCCAAGUGAUCGAUAUCGCCAACAGUCACCAACAAGAAGUUCAUCAAAUCCUUCAAGUAAUCGAUUCAGCCAACAGUUCCAACCAGAAAGUUCAUCAAAUCCUUCAAGUAAUCGAUUCAGCCAGCAGUCCCCAACAGGAAGUUUAUCAAAUCUUCCAAGUGAUCGAUAUCGCCAACAGUCCCCAACAAGAAGUUCAUCAAAUCCUUCAAGUAAUCGAUUCAGACAACAUUUCCCACCAGAAAGUUCAUCAAAUCUUCCAAGUGAUCGAUAUCGCCAACAGUUUUCAGCAGAAAGUCAACCUUGUCGUCCCGAAAGUCAAUGUGACUCAAAUUCUCUGGCAAAAAAACCAUCUUAUCCCCCAAGAAAUCAAUUUUGCUCGGAGUUUCCAACAGAGAGUUCACCAAAUCCCAUAAGAAACAAAUUCUAUACACAAGAUCAACACCAGUCAUAUAGGAAUGAAAAGUUUGAACCCCAAGAACCUAAUUGGCAUCAUCCCAAUGUGGGUGAGUUUGAAAGAAUGGUUUCAUUCAAAUGCAACCAGAAAAAUCAACAACAAUCACCUCUUGAUAGAAUUCCAGCCUUAUCCAGUCAAAAUCCACUCAACAGCUACAACAAUGAAUCAAUAAAUGCAGCCUCAAGCAAAAACGGCUCUAACGUUGGAAAUAAGUUUCAGUCCCUGAAACAGGGACUUGAUAGAAUUAAAAAUACUCCAUAUUCAAAAAAUGUCAAACAAGUAAAAGAAAAGAAUAAUAUGAAACAACAAGUCAUUUCUCCAGAAGAAUCCAAACAUGCUGAUGAGUUUAGAUUGAUAGAGCAUAUAAUCCCUGUCGAGAAAGAAUAUUCUGAAAUCACAAUUGAUGAUAUUAAGAACAGGGAAGGACCGGUUGGUGAUAUUGUUAUAAUGAACAAUAAACAUAAGGAUAAAACGUAUUUUAAAAUCUUGAAAGAAACUGCUGAAACCUGGAAUAUGCUCUUCUAUCUCAAUUCUGAACAGUGCGUGUCUGCCGAGGGAAAAAUAUCCUGGAUUGCAACUGUUCUAUUUAAUGAUGUGGAGCUGUCGAAAGCACAAGGCGAAAAUAAAGGAGAGGUUAGAACGGCAGCUGGUGCUCGUGCCCUAUGGAAACUAUAUCAGUGGUAUUUCACUGUCGAGAAAGAUGAAGCAAAAAAGACCCGGACACAUGACAUUUUGAAAGGGGACUCGGGUCUUAAUGAUUUUCAUGUUGUUCCAAAUCGAGCCAGCCAGAUAGGAGUUGCAAGCGUUAAGGCUACUUUCCAGACGAUAAAAAAUAAAAAUUUGAAUCAUUUGAGGAAGCAGAUAGAAAGUUAUGCAAACGAUCAGAAUUGUCUCGGAUAUCUGAUACUUUCGGAAAAUUUCAACGCUACCACACGGAAAAGUUUGAUGGAGUGAGUAUUUUUACUUUCCUUGCCCUAUUACCAU
Nilaparvata lugens (brown planthopper) is the source of this 2352-nucleotide messenger RNA. RefSeq lists its product as uncharacterized. The record is from RefSeq and is a predicted model, not a curated record. The transcript has 5 exons. Bases 274 to 2322 code for a protein of 682 amino acids. NCBI's taxonomy places the organism in Eukaryota, Metazoa, Arthropoda, Insecta, Hemiptera, Delphacidae.